CGCAUACACGUCCAAGACGACCGGUGAAUGAAAGUUUCAGGUAUGAAUACCGUUACUUGCGUAGCACCAGUGAACAUCGCUGUUAUAAAAUAUUGGGGCAAAAGAGAUGAAACGUUAAUAUUACCUGCAAAUGAUUCUAUAAGUGCCACUUUAGAUACUGAUCAGCUAUGUGCAAAAACAACUGUAAUGAUCAGUCCACAAUUCAAAGAAGAUCGUAUGUGGUUAAAUGGAAAAGAAGAAAACAUCAAGAACCCCAGAUUGCAAAACUGUUUAGCAGAAAUUAAAAAACGAGCAGGCAAAUCAAAUGCCUCGGGACAAUGGAAAAUUCAUAUUUGCUCGAAAAACAAUUUUCCAACUGCUGCUGGUUUGGCUUCCAGCGCAGCAGGUUAUGCUUGUCUAGUAACAGCUCUUGCAAAAUUGUACAAAGUUGAGGGUGAUAUCAGUUCGAUUGCUCGUAUUGGCUCUGGAUCAGCAUGUCGUAGCGUUAUGGGAGGUUUUGUCAGAUGGCACAUGGGUUCUGAUCCCAAUGGGACUGACAGCAUCGCUAAGCAAAUUGUUCCUGCCUCUCAUUGGCCAGAAAUGAGAAUUUUAAUAUUAGUCGUAAAUGAUUCGAAGAAAAAAGUUUCUAGUGCAAUUGGAAUGAAAAGAGGUAUGGAAACAUCGGAGCUACUGAAACAUAGAGCAAAACAUAUAGUUCCUGAAAUGGCAAAUAAAAUGCAGCAAGCAAUAAUCGGCAAGGAUUUUAAAACGUUUGCUGAAUUAACAAUGAGGGAUUCUAAUCAAAUGCACGCAAUAACUUUAGACACUUAUCCACCUUGUGUCUAUAUGAAUGAUAUUUCGCACGCAGUCGCUGAUCUUAUUCACUCCUAUAAUGAUGCUAUUAACGACAUCAGGGUUGCAUAUACAUACGAUGCAGGACCAAACGCGACUUUAUAUCUCUUGGAAAAAAAUGUACCAGAGGUUAUGGGUUUACUGGAUUACUUUUUCCCGCCAUUACCCGAUACUUUAAUAGAAUACAGAAAAGGGCUACCUAUUGAAGUCAUUAAACCAUCGCAAAGUCUGUUAAACGAGAUAAACGUGCAAAAAUAUUCUCCCGGAUGUUUUAAAUAUACAAUUUAUACUCGCGUUGGAGAUGAUCCUAAGUAUCUCAAAGAUUCCAAAGAUCAUCUUUUAGAUAACCAAGGAUUGCCAAUCAAACAUGGCUGAGUAAUUUCGUAUUGUUAGAAAUGUUUAUAUUUUAUUUACUAAUGGAA
Molecule: messenger RNA, 1253 nt
Organism: Colletes gigas
Lineage: Eukaryota; Metazoa; Arthropoda; Insecta; Hymenoptera; Colletidae
Gene: Mvd
Product: diphosphomevalonate decarboxylase
Exons: 9
Coding region: 28-1206 (392 amino acids)
Biological process (GO): isopentenyl diphosphate biosynthetic process, mevalonate pathway; isoprenoid biosynthetic process
Cellular component (GO): cytosol
Molecular function (GO): diphosphomevalonate decarboxylase activity; ATP binding
Source: RefSeq, a predicted model, not a curated record